This is a messenger RNA of Osmia lignaria (orchard mason bee), 1093 nucleotides long. RefSeq names its product glutamine amidotransferase-like class 1 domain-containing protein 3, mitochondrial. NCBI's taxonomy places the organism in Eukaryota, Metazoa, Arthropoda, Insecta, Hymenoptera, Megachilidae. The record is from RefSeq and is a predicted model, not a curated record.
AGUGAGUAACUUGAAAAGAAAAAUGAAAGAAUGUAACAUCUAAAAUUAUUUGUCAAAUUUAAUCCUAACCAAGAUAUAAAUUUUCAAGUGAAACUUUAUCCUACAAAUUUGCACAAUAUUUUAUACCAUGUUACGUGCAGGAAUUACAUCAUUGCUGCAAAAUGAACCUUGCGUAUAUAAGUCCAUUUUAUCGUCAAGCUUUAAUACGUCUCAAAUUCUUAACCGAAAAUGCAAACAGGGAAGGAAAAAGUGCGAACGCCAAUCUAUACCUGUAGCUAUCGUAUUAUGUGGCUGUGGAGUUUACGAUGGUACCGAAAUUUCAGAAGCUAUUUCCUCCACGAUACAUAUUUGCCAGAAGGGUAUGACACCACGUUUCUAUGCCCCGGAUGUAGAUAUUUGUGAAAUUGUCAAUCACUGUACCAAGGAAGUAGACUCAGAUAGCCGACCCAGAAAUGGUUUAAUUGAAGCUGCCAGACUGGCUAGAUCUUCUAUACAACCAUUGUGCGAAUGUGAGGCAUGUAUGCACAAAGCACUCGUACUUCCAGGAGGUUUUGGUGUUACCAAGACUCUGAGUGAUUUUGCUGAAAAGGGCUCGGAAUGUACUGUUCUUCCGGAUUUGGAGAAACUCAUCGAAGAUUUUUAUUGCGCAAAAAAACCAAUUGCAACAAUGUGUAUUGCAGGUAUCCUAGUUGCAAGAGUGUUAAAAGGAUGUAAAAUAACACUGGGACGAGAGAAACCUGCAUCGGAUUGGCCAUAUGCGGAUGCUAUUAAAAAAGCCCGGGACAUGGGAGCCAAAGUUGAAUUAAAAUGCGUGAAAGGAGUAACUCGAUGCAAAACUCACAAUGUUCUAAGCACGCCAGCUUGGAUGAAUCAUACUGCAUCUUAUGCAGAUGUACAUGCCGGCAUAGGAAAAUUAAUCACAAUGUUGAAGAAAGGCAUUCAAACAUGACUUAUGUUAUUUGGACAUAAAAAAAAUGACAUACAUUGCCUCUGAGUAUGGCACUUGUCAUUUUUAAUGAAUUUGUAACGUAUAACGUAAAGUAUUAUUUUUCUUCAAUAUAUGUUGCCAAAUUUUAUUACAAAUUAUGUAUAC